Messenger RNA from Protopolystoma xenopodis, 296 nucleotides. Lineage: Eukaryota; Metazoa; Platyhelminthes; Monogenea; Polystomatidea; Polystomatidae. The record is from the annotation of a GenBank genome assembly.
UGUGGGCAUCAGAAGUUAUGUGUGAGGGACCAAGUUUUAGACUUGGUUUUAAAGGAGCCUAUCUCUUUCACUAUUCGCUUCGGCAGCAUCACUCUUCUCUUCGAGUCCCUAUUGGCCGUGCUCGACCGACAGCCGUCGACACAGACACCCGGUCAAUCUACAGGACGACCUGUCGUGUAUCUGGAUCUGGCUGGUUUCACACAGACCGCUCAUGCCACAUACUCUUCCGAUGGCCAUCGGCUCGUGUGAUAGCCGGGCCCAACUGCUAUUGCUGUUGGGUUAGACCGGUGAAAUGA